AUGGGAAUCGAAGCUUUACGUGUUGCAAGGCAGAUGUUGUUCGAAGCCAGCAAAGUUUACUUGCAAGUCGAAGUGGAUCGUCACAAACGAGUGUCAACACCCAAAGAUCUGCACGGCCGGAGACUUGCGAACGUUUUCUUGCGUGAAAAGGACAAUGGACUCUACAACUUCGCUGACAAGCUUGCCUUUUCUGGACACACGCUUUCCUUCUACACUACCGGUAUUGACAUGUCCAUAGAUAGAGCAAUGCGAGAUGCAAUAGAAAAGAAACGAGGUGUUUUUUCUCUACCCGAAGAAGUAUUUACCUACCCCUACCGACCCUGGGACUUGCGCAAGCUGUGGAACGAUGUUGACAACGCGCGAAGGUAUGCAGAGGUACGACCCAUUUUGAACCGACCUAGCGAUCCGAAAGUAUGGAGUGGCACAGAAAAUGAUGACGCCGAUCACAUGGACAGUGAAAGCAGCGACAACUUCUUUUUCAAUAUCCAGCCCUCCACGCUGUUCUGGGAAAGCCGGUGCUACGCAGCUAAAAGCACAAUUCUUGAUGCCGGACUUGGUCUAUUCAUCAAGCCCCAUGACAACACAAUAGAAGUCAACGACCACCUUUGCCUUUACGCCGAGAAUAGCACAAACCUAGAAAAAAUCACCGACAGCGGUAGCUCUCGCAUAUAUGCAAUGUAUGUACCAAGAAAAAGACUAUGGUUUGAUGCUGAUGUUGAGACUGGAAAUAACCUAGGGAGGUUUGCCAAUCAGCCCGGUGUCUUGGAAGCCUUCACUGAAAUUAAACGUCUGUCAAAUAAAGACCUGCCUCACUUAACAGCCGGCGAUUGGAUAAACGUUGAAAAAGUUCUCGAUGAACAAUGCAACGCGUGCUAUGACACAGUCCGUGACCAAUUGGUAGUCAAAGCUCGAAAGCAAAUGCCGAAAACCCAUAAACCUGUGGAAGUGUUCAUGAAUUAUGGAGGACUGAGAGAGUAUUGGAUACCACUGAUCCUACAGCACAUGUCUGAUGCAAACUUCCCAGCAGAAUUGAAGGCCAUUGUGCAAUGGCUGCAGCAAUCGGAACAGUGUAAUUGGACAGUCGAACAGCGAAGAGAGUGGUCCCCAUCAUU
Molecule: messenger RNA, 1112 nt
Organism: Paramuricea clavata
Lineage: Eukaryota; Metazoa; Cnidaria; Anthozoa; Malacalcyonacea; Plexauridae
Source: the annotation of a GenBank genome assembly